Messenger RNA from Oldenlandia corymbosa var. corymbosa, 1752 nucleotides. Lineage: Eukaryota; Viridiplantae; Streptophyta; Magnoliopsida; Gentianales; Rubiaceae. The record is from the annotation of a GenBank genome assembly.
UCCAUGUAUGCCGACGGUUCCAGACAUCGACUUUGUUUUAUAAAUAGAGAACAUCACCUAGCCUCUAUUUUUGCAAGCUAAUUAAGUAAACUCUUUCUUGGAGAAAAGAAAAAAAAAAUCAAACUUUAUUCAAAGAUUUCAAGCAAUGAUGGCCAGCAAUUUUGUGGAAAUAACAUCAAAAGAGAUGAUCAAACCAUCAUCUUCAACGCCAAAUCACCUCAGAAACUUCAAACUGUCUUUCCUAGACCAAAUUGCACCAUCAAUGUUCAUCCCUCUUAUUACCUUCUAUGAAGCUGCCCAUUCCCCAAAUCCUCAGCUCCUGAAGCAAUCAUUAUCUGAUGUUUUAUCCAAAUUUUACCCUUUAUCGGGAAGGUUUUGCGGCCACGACGAUCUGACCGUGGAUUGUAAUGAUUCCGGAGUUUCUUGCAUUGAGGCUAGAGUUCAUGCCAAUCUCUCGGAUGUCAUAAAAGAGCCUAACAUGGAUGAAAUGAAACGGUAUCUUCCGUUUUCCGGCAUCCAAGUAAGCUCCGGCGGUCAUAAUCCGAUCAUUUUAGCACUGCAAAUAAACGUGUUUGAUUGCGGAGGCACUGCAAUUGCACUCCAAAUGUCACAUAAGGUCGCAGACGGGACUUCUUUGAUGAAUUUCAUGCAAGCUUGGGCUGCUACUUGCCAUGGUAACAGCGAUGAUGCUGCCAAAUUUUCGCCUGAAUUCGGGUUGGCGGACUUGUUUCCACCUAAAAAGCUACCGGAAAAUGGUUGCAAACCGUUUCCAGCUGAUGUGAUAACGGAUGAAAAGAUCGUCACGAAACGGUUUGUGUUUGACAAGGAAAAGGUGUCCAAGAUAAAAGUUGCGGAAUCUUAUACUGCAGGUAAAAACCUCAGCCGGGUUGAGGCGAUUUCCGUGUUUUUAUGGAGGCGUUUCUUCGAAAUUGCGAAAGCGAAGAAACCUACCCUGAAAACAAUCGGAGCCGGCCAUGCUGUGAACUUGAGGGGCAGAAUGGAUCCACCACUUGCAAAUACCACGUUUGGGAAUAUUUGGAUUUUGUCAGCUCAAGCAAUACAAGAUGUUGACAAGAAGGAAGAUGAAAAGAAUGAGGUUCUUGAUUUGGGAGGUGCUAUGAACAAUGCAAUUAGGAAGGUUAGUGUGGAUUAUGUGAAAAAGAUACAAAGUGGUUCAGCUGAAUUCUUCAAUUCACUCAAUCAGAUUCCAACACAAACAUCAAAGGGAGAUGGUAAGGAUACACAAUUGUCAUUGUUUAGUAGUUGGUGUAGGUUUCCUUUGUAUGAGUUGGAUUUUGGUUGGGGUAAGCCAGUUUGGGCUUGCACUUCCACUUUUCCUUUCGACAAUGCUGUGAUUUUGAUGAGUACUGGUUGUGGAGAAGGGAUUGAGGCUUGGGUGAACAUAGUUGAAAAAGAAGAAUCCCUAUUAGUGGUUAACUAGUCAAGGGAAUAAUUUGUUCAUUGCAAGAGAUGUAAACUACUCGUCUUGUAUGAGUAGUCCACUUUGUGGAGCUAUUCUCUAGUUCAUGAAAGUGAAAUAAUACCUUCAAAGGGAGGGAGAACAUCCAAUCACGUUUAGAUUGUGCAAUUAGUUAGUGAAUGGUUUGUGCUAUAAUCACAAAAGAGAGUUCAGGAUAAUUGUAGUGUUUAUGAGUGUGAUCUUUUGUUUGGUAUGCAUUCAUUCGUAAUCGUGAUUUUGAGAUUCUAGCUAGGUUUUAUUUUGCUGUUUAUUAUGAAAACAUAAAAUCGCCA